Messenger RNA from Aspergillus luchuensis, 900 nucleotides. RefSeq lists its product as uncharacterized. Lineage: Eukaryota; Fungi; Ascomycota; Eurotiomycetes; Eurotiales; Aspergillaceae. Bases 1 to 900 code for a protein of 299 amino acids. The transcript has 2 exons. The record is from RefSeq and is a predicted model, not a curated record.
AUGGGUUGGAAACCAAAGUUCCCGACCCCUGAGUACGAUAGUGCAGAUUGGCUCAAUUGGGGAUCUCAGAUAGCCAAGUUAUUGGAUCAUGCUAAGAUUCCCUAUGUGGCCUGCGGAGAUUUGAUGAACGUGCAUUACCAGCAAGUGGACAGGGAUAUUUCUAUUUCAAUUUGCUUCGUGGUUGCAGACGAUCGCCUGGAUGCCGCUAUACGAGCGUUGCGAGUUGCUGGUUUGUCCGAGGAUCCUUGUCCUGAACAUUGCUUCUGGGCUGAAAACCCAACUCACCGUUUAAACCCCUUUCCGCUCCCGUGGUCUGCCAGACACUUCCAUCGCUAUUUAGACUUCGAGUUGUGCUACCCUGUCGGUCUGCUCCGGAAGUCCCAGUGGCUCUGGCUCAUGCCCGAUCUUCCCCUUGAAUUUCCUGAGCCCAAUGACCCUAAUUUCAUCCUCUCUACAGACCGCCGGCUUCCUGAUUGGGAUAUGGAUGGUUAUGGCAACUCCUUCUAUCCCAUAAAGCUGCUCACUCCGGCGCGAUGGAUAGAGUCAUUGUUUAGCCUGCAUAUCAGAGAUUUGAGUGUAGUUCGAGAAUUUGACCUACGCUGGUACCAUCAUGUUGUGAAGUUCCAUGCACGACUUGCAAGACUACUUCCUCCGGAACUUUUUCAUAUUGACCUCAUUCAAGCACCUUUUCGCACCUUAUAUAUAGAGGAAGCGGACAUGCGCAACACAUUAAACUACAAGCACUUGUUGAUGGACAGGUUGUGGGAAGAAUGGCAGGAAGCUGGUUCUAUGCCAGAUCCCAUUCACCCGUUCAAUCACAAAAAGUAUAAGAAGAAAGUCAAGGAGUACAGAAGUGUGUGGUUAUACGAAGAUUGGAUUGCUGAGAUCAUGUCCCGUUAA